CGGUAAAAUGAAUGACGUGGAAAGAGAGAAGUGUGGAAUUAAAAACUUGCCGUAACAUUGCGUGCGUGAAGAAACAACGUAGACGACAAUUCAACGAUUUCGUUGAAUUUCACUUUUUUUUCUUAAUAUUCUCUACGAGAAUAAUUGUCGACGACUAUAUAUCUAUCUCUCGUCUCGGUUAAGAUCUCGCGAUUAAGGAUCUAUUAUUAUUACUUGUUAUUAUCAACAAUUUGACAAGCUUGACAAACUAAUACGACAGAUAUGUCUUUCAUAUCGCCGAUGCCCAGUAGAGAAUUUUUGUGGGAUGUCUUUAAUAGGGUGGACAAGGAUGGUUCUGGUUCAAUUACUACCGAUGAAUUGCAACAGGCACUCUCAAACGGUACCUGGACUCCAUUUAAUCCAGAAACCGUCCGGUUGAUGAUCGGUAUGUUUGACAUUGACAAAAAUGGUCCUACUUCUUCAGGUAUGUUCGAUAAAAAUCAAACAGGAACGGUCAGCUUCGAGGAAUUCGGUGCUCUUUGGAAAUAUGUCACCGAUUGGCAAAAUUGCUUUAAAUCGUUUGAUCGCGAUAACAGCGGUAACAUAGAUCACAAUGAAUUAAAGAUUGCUCUUACGCACUUUGGAUAUCGUUUGUCGGAUCAAACGAUUAAUAAUCUUAUACGUAAAUACGACAGAGCAGGCAGAGGUACUAUAUACUUUGAUGAUUUUAUACAGUGCUGCGUCGUCUUACACACUUUAACUGCAGCCUUUCGGCAAUUAGAUACCGAUUUUGACGGCAUCAUCACAAUUCAUUACGAACAAUUUUUGGGUAUGGUAUUUAAUUUGAAGAUAUGAACGGAUGCAAAUAUCGUAGAGAUUACGUAUCUUACCGUUCAAUGGUUAUAAGUAUAAUAUAAUAAUAAUAAUAUUAAAUUUUUUGCCAAAUAAAUAAAAUUCUAUUUCCACGUGUUUUAAGGAGACGUCUAAAGCUAUCGAUCGACAUUCUUAGGUUAGUCUAAAGAUUGCAUAUUCUGUAUCUAUAUAAUCCAAUAAUACACGGCUUAUAUAUUUGAGGCCGUUAUAUCCAUUUAUUAUUAUUAUUAUUAUUAUUAUUUAUUUUUAA
Messenger RNA from Vespa mandarinia (Asian giant hornet), 1102 nucleotides. It is a transcript of the gene Alg-2, whose product is annotated as Apoptosis-linked gene-2. The record is from RefSeq and is a predicted model, not a curated record. Gene Ontology annotation, molecular function: calcium ion binding. NCBI's taxonomy places the organism in Eukaryota, Metazoa, Arthropoda, Insecta, Hymenoptera, Vespidae.